UGUUUGUCCAUCAGUUAGCCUGUGAGUUAAGAGAGAAAGGAAGAAGAAAAGAGAGCUCUGAAAAGAGGAAGAAAUUUAAUUAUUACUUUACCGAUAAGUCUUUUCGGGGAUGAACCUCGCAGUGGGCUUCAAGCCGAUGCUCGGAGAUGCACAGACAAUGGACAGUUUGGAGAAACAACUUAUUUGUCCUAUCUGUCUGGAAAUGUUCACAAAGCCAGUAGUAAUUUUACCAUGCCAGCAUAAUUUAUGCAGAAAAUGUGCCAAUGAUAUUUUCCAGGCAUCCAACCCCUUCUGGCAGUCGAGGGGUUCCACAACAGUACCUUCAGGAGGCCGCUUUCGCUGCCCUUCCUGCCGGCAUGAGGUCGUGUUGGAUCGCCAUGGGGUUUACGGCCUGCAGAGAAACCUCCUGGUGGAAAAUAUCAUUGACAUCUACAAACAAGAAUCAUCCAGGCCUCUGCACACCAAGCCAGACCAGCAGUUAAUGUGUGAAGAGCAUGAAGAUGAAAAGAUUAAUAUCUACUGCCUAACCUGCGAGGUUCCAACCUGCUCAAUGUGCAAAGUCUUUGGUGCUCAUAAAGAUUGUGAAGUGGCACCUCUGCAAAAUGUCUACAAACGUCAAAAGACUGAGCUCAGUGAUGGAAUUGCAAUGCUUGUGGCCGGAAAUGACAGAAUCCAGGCAAUUAUUACCCAGCUGGAAGAAAUCUGUAAAACCAUUGAGGAUAACAGCAGAAGACAAAAACAACUCCUUUGUGAAAAAUUUGAUGCUCUGUAUGCUAUUCUAGAAGAGAGGAAAAAGGAAAUGCUUCAAUCUAUAACCCGCGAACAGGAGGAGAAAGUACAGUAUGUCAGAUCGUUGAUGAGGCAGUAUGGAGAUCACCUGGAAGGAGCCAGCAAGCUGGUAGAAACGGCCUUGCAAUCUAUGGAGGAACCACAGAUGGCAGUGUUCCUGCAGAAUACAAAACAACUGAUCAAAAAGAUUAUCGAUACAUCAAAAGCUGCCCAGAUGGAGAGAACAGAACCUGGAUAUGAAAACAUGGAUCAUUUUGUGGUCAACUUUGGAAGGGCGGAACAGAUAUUGCAAAGGAUAAAUUUCCAAACAGAGUACCAAGGAGAAGAAGAAGAAGAGGUAGAAGAAGAAGAAAUAGAAGAAGGUGCUGCGAUUGAAGAGGAAGGGGAAAUUGUAGAUGGUCAACACUGAAGUCACGUGAAGAGAAUGAGGACUGAACCCAUGAAGUAGUCUGCUGAUUUGCAUUGGGACUAAGGUUCACACACAUUGUAGUACUGAAUGACUGUUGAUGAUUAGACAAGCUUGCAAAAUGAUUUCUUUAGCUCACCAAUCACAGCGAUGUGAAUAAUUAAUACAGCACUGUGAUUUCUCAAUUAGACCAAAUAAUUAAAACACUAAAAAUGUUAAACACUCCAAUAAACAUUAGGGUAAUAUUAACUUUGCAAUAUUGAAUCUCCCUUUUUAAAAAAAGCAACACUUGGAUACUUCUGCAUUUUGUUCGUUUAGAAUUUUCAAGCAAUUGUAUUUCUAGAUGAAGUAAAUUUAGAAAGGAGGUCCAUAUAAUCUGCUAUUUUACCAAUUUCCACAGAUUUUUAGUUUAACAAUCUUGUGUGUAAAUCUGAAAUGAAAAUAUAAGCCAUGUGCUGGAAGUAAUCAAUGCAUCAGUUAAGGUCUGAAAGACAUACAGUAAUUCUUCAAUGUAAGCAUCUUUGCUAUAAUGCCCUUGGCUUUUGGGGGCACAAGUCUUUGAUUGCUGUAUUGAACUAUCCAUUAAAUAUAUCGUCCAGUUUUUAAUUUACAAAAUUCUGUUCAAUGAAUUGUUUUCCAAGAAUGCAUAUCUAAGUAACUGUAUUAUCUAUGGGUUAUAUUCAAUAUUCUUGUAUUUGUAACCCAUUCAUUUUUUCAGCCAUGCAUCUUGGUAGUCACCGGAAAUGUGUUUGCAUCAUAAUUUAUUUGUUUCACCCAAACUGUCUCAUCCUUGUGGGUUCUCUUUGUCAUAAGAGACUUUGGAGGAACUGAAGUCUUGGUCUACAAAAAUCAAAUGUCAAACUAUUUACUAAAGAAAGGGACUGAGUGGUAGGAGUUAAUGAAGAGAGAAUUGAGACCAGGCCUCGUGAAAAGGAAAUGUGUAAGAGACCUUAAUAUCCUGAGACAUUAUUUUGAAACGAAACUAAUGAAUCUUGUCAGCUAGUUGGUUAAAAGGCAAGUAGGGAAGUAUUCACAGAGACGUGACUGGGUUUGUAAAUUUCUGAUGGAUGUAUAUACAGGUAAUGGCAAGGAACAGAAUGAAAUUGGAUUAGGUAAUAUAUGAGAGCAUCUGUACAAAGCGCAAUUGGCAUUUUCAUUUCCUGCAGAUUGCUCAGCAGGCUUAUUGCGUUAAUCAUCCAGCUUAGCCACUUAGUUUACAUCUCUUUUUGAAGUUAGCCAAUUCUCUUUAAUAGAUACUUUGCAAAAUUAUGCUAAGAACAUAAGAAUAAAUCAUUCGGACUGUUACCCAGUAAGAUCAUGUUUGUAUUGGAUAUGGAAUGUGGAUGCUUUAUUUCAAAAAUUCUAUCUCUAUAUUAAUUUCUAAGACAUCCAAAGUGUUCUUCAUUUGAUGAAGACUAACAAGCGAUGACAAUUGACUGACAAUAUCUCUUUGAAUCCAUGAUGCAACUGAUUGA
Molecule: messenger RNA, 2670 nt
Organism: Mobula hypostoma (lesser devil ray)
Lineage: Eukaryota; Metazoa; Chordata; Chondrichthyes; Myliobatiformes; Myliobatidae
Gene: trim54
Product: tripartite motif containing 54
Exons: 9
Coding region: 110-1198 (362 amino acids)
Biological process (GO): neuron migration; anterograde synaptic vesicle transport; axonogenesis
Cellular component (GO): main axon
Molecular function (GO): zinc ion binding
Source: RefSeq, a predicted model, not a curated record